AUGGGACAAUCCAACGACACAUUGCCGGUUUACUCAUCAGAUACCGUACCACAAAUCACCUCAAACUCGACAGAAAAUGAGAAAAACUACACUGCUCCCUAUUUUCCAAUUUUGGGUUUCAAAGAAUACGAAAACAAUCCUAUCCUAACACCAAAUCCAGCGAACAACUGGGAGUCAGCCUACCUUUACAACCCCUCCGCAAUUGUAAUCGACGACCUGGUCUGGCUUCUCUACCGAGCCCAAAACUCGUCAAAAACUUCGUCGAUCGGUCUCGCUUGGUCAACUGACGGCUACAACUUCACUCGCUACAACAACCCCGUUUUGAACCAAACAGAGCCUUACGAGCAUAUCGGAGGCACCGAAGACCCGCGCGUUAUCCGUGUAAACGAAACCUUCUACCUGACAUACACCGCCUACGACAACGUUACCGCGCGCCUCUGUCUCGCCACCUCCCCGGAUCUAGUGAAUUGGAAGAAAUACGGCCCCAUGAUCCCCAACGUCACAGAUGUAUUAUACAACUGGCAAGACCCAAUGACCUCCUUCAUCCCACGGCAAGGCUGGAGCAAAAGCGGCGCAAUCUUGAAUGAGCGCCAGCCAGAUGGCUCCUACCACAUGCACUUCGGCGACUCGUUCCUCUACUUCGCCAACUCGACGGAUCUCAUCCACUGGAACGUGACCUACAACCAACCUCCCUUCUCCCCCAAGGUGAAUGUCUGGGAACAAGCACUUAUGGAAUCAGCUGCUCCACCUGUCAAAACCCGCGAUGGAAAAUGGAUCAAGUUUUAUAAUGGGGUGGCAACGGGGCUGGGGGGUUACAAGGCGACGCAGUAUAGUACGGGCCAGAUGCUCAUUGAUCCUGUGAAUCAACCAUUGGGGCCACCGUUGGCGAGGCUGGAGACCCCGAUUUUGCAACCGACGAGUGUGAAGGAGGUUACGGGGCAGGUGGAUAAUGUGGUGUUUAGUGAGGGGUUGGUGCAAUUUAGGGGCAAGUGGUUUUUGUAUUUUGGGCAGGGGGACGCGUUUUUGGGUGUCGCGACUGCGCCUGUGCAACCAUAG
Molecule: messenger RNA, 1056 nt
Organism: Hyaloscypha bicolor E
Lineage: Eukaryota; Fungi; Ascomycota; Leotiomycetes; Helotiales; Hyaloscyphaceae
Product: glycoside hydrolase family 130 protein
Exons: 1
Coding region: 1-1056 (351 amino acids)
Source: RefSeq, a predicted model, not a curated record